Messenger RNA from Onychostoma macrolepis, 5132 nucleotides. It is a transcript of the gene clec3ba, whose product is annotated as C-type lectin domain family 3, member Ba. The transcript has 3 exons. The coding region runs from base 4262 to 5017 and encodes 251 amino acids. The record is from RefSeq and is a predicted model, not a curated record. Gene Ontology annotation, cellular component: axon; cytoplasm. Lineage: Eukaryota; Metazoa; Chordata; Actinopteri; Cypriniformes; Cyprinidae.
UUUUUUUUUUUACAGUGAAGAAUCCUGAAAGAAUUUCCACAAAAAUAUUAAGCAGCAAAAGCUGUUUUCAACAUUGAUAACCUUAAUUAAUAAUUGAGCACCAAUGAUUGAUAUUAAUUCAGCAGCAAAUCAGCAUGUGACACUGAAGACUGGAGUAAUGAUGCUGAAAAUUCAGCUUUGAUCACAGCAAUAGAUUACAUUUUAAUAUAUAUUCCCAUAGAAAACAGCUAUUUUAAAUUGUAAAAAUAGUUCACAAUAUUACUGUUUUAUUGCAUUUUUAAUCAAAUAAAUGCAGCCUCGGUGAGCAGAAGAGUCUUCUUUCAAAAACAUUUUAUUCCAAUUAUUCCAAACUUUCAACCAGUAAUGUAGAAGGAGAAUUUUUGAAGACGUCUCCACGCAACAACAGUUUCAUUUCAACAACAUGGCUUCAGAAGUGUGCUUGAAUUAUAGCAUCUCUACUUUUAUAAUAUUUUUAUAUUGUUUUUGGAUUCUUUUGGGAUCCUAACAGUCAUGGUCACUAUAAACUGUCGCAUGAAGAAAAAAAAAGCAGCAUUAAGAUUCUUCAGAAAUUCUCCUUUAGUUUCUCCCUUUAUUACAUUAAUCAGAUGAUUUUGAUCAUGAUUUCUCUUGUACAGUGCUCUGCCCCACCUAGAGAGAGGCUGGUCUCUGCAGCGUCCCUGGAGGGAGUUACUCAGUGUUCCUCAGAUUUGACCUUCUUCUCAAUGUCUGUCGCUCACUGCAGAACUCAGUUCUUCUGUACUGAUGUGAUGGUCUGUAUUUUGCAUGUUUUACUGCACAUUUUGCAGUAUUCAGUGUUUGUGUGUUUGCAGGUUUGUGUGUUCAGCAACUGGAGGAUCUGGAUUGUAGGACUUGUCUCAGUGUAAAUGUCCACCUUAUUUUGCAGGUCAUUUCUGUGAAUGUGUGAGACUUCUGAUUCAUUAGCCGCUAUUGGUAAAUAUAUACAAGAAUCACAACAUGCAGUCAACAGUAAAACUAUUUGCACUACAAUCCAGUGCAUUUAAGACUGUGAUAAUAAAUUAAAAUGAUAUGAUAACAAAUACCAGUUUGAAAUAUCAAACAGAAUACUAGACUGCUUUAAGGGCUAAAAUAGCAGGACAUGAAUGACACCGAAAGCCUCACACAUUCAAGUUAAAAAUGGCUGAAUCCGUUCUUACAGUAAAAACAAGGUGGACAGUAUUAAUGUUCUAAUGCAGCGCGAGUCCCAUCAGAGAGAUGUGGGUUAGUAAAGUUAUUACCGUCCCAUGGUAAGCAGCAGUUUAUCCAUGUACUGCAUGAUCUAAAUCAGUGGUUCUCAACUGGUGGCUCACAACCCCAAAAUUUAGCUGCUGACCUGUUUAAUAAAUACUAAAUAAUAUUAGGAAUAUAUAAAUCAUUAAGAAUAGUAUACUAAAAUAUUAAUCAAAGUAAUAUGGGUAAUAAUUGAUUUUAAGGACAUUUUGUUUACUUUUGCGUGAUAAAGCAGGUCUAAUUCUAGUUGGGAAGUAAUCAUUUUGAACUAUUUGCAAAUAGUAUUUUAAAUACAUGCACUAUUAUUUGUAUGUAUAAUAUGUUGAAAACGCGAAACGCUUCUUUUCUCGUCACAUUCAGAUGAAUCAUGUAAAUGAUACCUUAUUUUCAAUUCAAAAUGGCCAUAUUUGAGGAAGAAAAAGUUGAGUGGUUUGCAUUGCUGGAUAUUACCGUUGGCUGUUUAACAUUUCUGUCGUAAAACAGUUCAAAUAUUAAAUGUUUAGUACUUCCAUCUUACCUCGCUGCUUCACGCUCUGCUUCUGUGAACUGUUAAGCCCCGCCUACUUUGAUUUGAUUGGCGCUGUUAGACCGCUGAGGCAGACCAGCCUAAAAAUGUCACUUUUAAAGCUUUUUGUCAUCCUAACAACAAACAGAGCACUGUGUAAUGGAGAGCAGCAGAUCAGUGCAAGAGUGUCAGAUAUUGAGGGAGGGGACAGUGUGGCCAUUUCUAAUCUUCGGGGAGGACUUGUCCCCCCUAUUGCCUUUGGUGGUUCCGGUCCUGGCCCUGAAGCAAACCCAGCUGAGAACCGCCGAUGUAAAGCAUGCUGUAUUACUGUCUUCUCAUCACGGGGUGUUGUAGUUCCAAUCCUAAGGAUUGAUUAGUUGUCCUGUAACGUGUGCACUUACUGUUCUUUUAAACGUGUGUUGUUUUGCUCAGAUUGAUUGAACUCCUGAUUGAGUGAAUCAGCUGAUAAUGCCUUACAUACCUAAACAUCAAUUCACUCACAUCCAACUGAGCUUUACUCCAGUGAUUUUGCUGUUACGGGUGUGUGUUUGAAUCUAUGCACCUGCGCGAAACGGACAGACCGGAGCAUUCCAGUAUCUUCGUGACUUGAGACACAUUGCGCCUUAAACAAAUGAAUAAAUCUACAUGCUGGUGGGAUUGUGCUACCAUGCCAGUGUUUGAAUGCAAGAUCUGCUUGUGCGUCUGUUAAAUGAAUCGUUCACUCAAAAUGAAAAUUUGCUGAAAAUGCACUCAUCCUCAGGCCGUCCAAGAUGUAGGUGAGUUUGUUUCUUCUUCAGGUUUGGAGAAAUGUAGCACUGCAUCAGUGUCUCAGCAAUGGAUGCUCUGCAGUGAAUGGGUGCCGUCAGAAUGAGAGUCCAAACAGCUGAUAAAAACAUCACAAUAAUCCACACCACUCCAGUCCAUCAGUUAACAUCUGAAGAAGUGAAAAGCUGCGUGUUUGUAAGAAACAAAACUAUCGUUAAGCCGUUUUAACUUCAAACUGUUGCUAUGGCCAAAAUCCUCUAUCCAUGAAAUUGCUUUCUUCAGUGAACAAGUCUAUUCUGACGGCACCCAUUCACUGAGGAUCCAUUGGUGAGCGAGUGAUGGAAUACUACAUUUCUCCAAAUCUCUUCCCAUCUUGGAUCUCCUGAGGGUGAGUAAAUUCUCAGCCAGUUUUCAUUUUUGGGUGAGCUAUUCCUUUAAAUCGGUCUCAUAACAAGACAUAGUAAUUAGCUGGACAGCAAUCAGUUGUCAGUUAUUUCAGAGGUUUAGUUUGUUCUUUGUUAACAAUGAACGGUUACUAAUAUUGUGUCUUAACAGUUUUGUACAUGUAUAAAUUAUGGCAAUUUAUGUUUCUUACUUUUAUUUAUACUUUUCAAAGCAAAAAUUAAAAUAUAUUUAAGAAAUGUUGCUCUAUUUCUCAUUCUUUUCUUUUUUUUUUUUUUUUGCUUUAAUAAAAAAUCAAUAUUUGCUUGGACAAAUCAGUAGCAAUGGCUGAUAACCAAACAUUUGUGACAUUAAUGACUCCCAUAGUAUUUUUUUCCCUAUACUAUGUGGGACGAACGGCUGUUUGGUUACCAACAUUUUUUAAAAUACCCUCUGUGUUCAACAGAAGAAAGAAACGACUUGAGUAAAUGAUGACAGAAUUUUCAUUUUUGGGUGAACUAUGCCUUCGAGUGGAUAUAAAGUCAGUCUGUAAGCGCACACAUUCAAGUAAAGUACAUUGAACAUUGUUCCAGCAUUAUUUCCAGGAAGAAGUAUUCAGAGCGAUGCAGGGGAUGUUGUCACAAAACAACCUAUUAUAGGCUUUCUGCUCACCAAGGCUGCAUAUAUUUGACCACAAACACAAUAAUAUUGUAAAAUAUUAUUACAAUUUAAAAUACCUGUUCUCUAUUUUAAUAUGUAAUGUAAUUUACUAUAUCUUUUCUGACAACAUUUGAAACCUGCAGUAAUAAUUCUGAAAAUUCAGCUUUGAUUACAGCAAUAAAAUACAUUUAAAUUGCAAGAAUAUUUCACAAUAUUGCUGUUUUUACUGUAUUGCUGCCUUGGUUCUUAAUUAAACUUUUGAGUGGUAGUGCACAUGUAACUAUUUACCUCAAGCUGACAUUUAUGAAAGAUACUUGUGAAGAGAGAACAAAGUUAAUGUCAUAUCUAACUGCUGCAUGUGCUUCUGUUAACACCCAUAAUAUCCACCCAUGUUUUUCACUCAUUAUUCUACGCUUGCCAAGUGUCUGUGAGUGUAGAGAACAGACAGAUACACACACUCCACCCAGUUCAGAUCCUGACGUUAUAGCACUGAUGUAAUACAAAAUUAUACAAAAACAAAACUGCACAACAGUGCAAAGAAUAAAACGAUAAUUUACAUAUAAUUAUUACUGGUAAUUAAUAACUGUAAUCAGAAGCCACUGAUACACUGAUUUGUAAUUAUGCAAUGCAAAACAAGGUUAACACUACUUCAUAAGAACUACUAAUAAUAAAUAGCAAUAAUACUGUAAAAUAACAGCAAUAAUGCAGCCCAGAAGGCCAGAAAAAAGGCUUGUUGCUCUGUUGAAGACGCUGGUAAAUGAGAAUCAUCUGUUACGCAGCUCACGAUGGGCAGGUUCACUUCAGCUCAGCACAUCAGAGUGCUUCGUGUCUCAAACGCAUCUAGCUUCACGUUCAGUGAGGAAGAUGGAUUUCAGAGCUGUGAAGUUUCUUUUUUGUGUGAUUUGUCUGGUGCGCUGCAGCCCGGAGCAGAGCUCCACAAAGAAAAAGAAUGGCAAAAAAGAGUCGAACAGUGCUGCUAUCGAGGAGCUGAAGAAACAGAUUGAGCAGAUUGUGCAGGAUCUGAAUCUGCUCAAGGAACAACAAGCUUUACAAACAGUUUGCUUAAAAGGCAUUAAGAUCCCAGGCAAGUGUUUUCUCGUGGACACGACGAAGAAGAGCUUUCACGCCGCCAACGAUGAGUGCAUUGCUAAAGGAGGAACGCUCAGCAGCCCUCUUUCUGGCGACGAGAACGACCAGCUGUACGAUUAUGUGCGGCAGACCGUCGGGCCAGAAGGGCACAUCUGGUUGGGUGUGAAUGACAUACUAAAGGAGGGCGAGUGGACCGACCAGACGGGCUCACCGAUACGCUUCAAGAACUGGGAAUCAGAGAUCACCCAUCAGCCCGAUGGAGGCCGCGGCCAGAACUGUGCCAUCCUGUCCAGCACGGCCAACGGGAAGUGGUUCGACGAGGACUGCCGUGGAGAAAAGGCGUCUGUCUGCCAGUUCAACAUCGUCUAAGCCACUCGUGCUAUAAAAUGAUGGAUUAGACAGACAUUUUCAGUAGAAUGUGUAGCACAAAGUUUAGUUAAAGGUACAAUAUGUAAGAUGUUUGCAUUAAAAUGUCUAAAAACCA